This is a messenger RNA of Chaetomium fimeti, 1767 nucleotides long. Its product is annotated as fatty acid hydroxylase superfamily-domain-containing protein. The record is from RefSeq and is a predicted model, not a curated record. NCBI's taxonomy places the organism in Eukaryota, Fungi, Ascomycota, Sordariomycetes, Sordariales, Chaetomiaceae. Bases 251 to 1426 code for a protein of 391 amino acids. Gene Ontology annotation, biological process: sphingolipid biosynthetic process. The transcript has 2 exons. Gene Ontology annotation, molecular function: iron ion binding; sphingolipid delta-4 desaturase activity. Gene Ontology annotation, cellular component: endoplasmic reticulum membrane.
UGAAAUCUGGGCCGUGCGAGACCUUUUCGCCAUCCCAUCCAGGACCAGCGGCUUCUCCACAGCCGAUCUUCUUUUUCUUACCCAAGCAUCUUCGCGCCACUCCUUCAUCCUCGAUUGACCACCCAUUUUUGCACUGCUUGAUUGAUUCUGCCGCUGUCGCAAGGCAGCAUCCUCUUCUGUCCCUUAUUGUUUUGCGUCUGCAACACACUCGCCCCGGCCUGCUCGCCGUUGACACGGCCCCGGUCUCACCAUGGCCAACACAACCCUCGCAUCCGGUCUUCCGCCGCUUCCGGCUUACGAGAUCCGGCCGAUGCCCGAUCUCCUGCCCUUCAUAUCCGACUUUUGGUUGUCCCUCGUCGCGUCGCACGUCGCCUACUGGGUCGUGUCCAUGAUCUUUCACGUCAUCGAUGUCUACGACUUGUUCCCGCAGUACCGGUUGCACACGCCCGAGGAGAUCAGCCAGCGGAAUCUGGCGUCUCGUUACGAAGUGGCCCGGGAUGUGAUCAUCGAACAGAUCAUUCAGAUGGGGAUGUCCGCCUUCCUCUCGGCGACCGAUCCGAAGCAAACAACGGGCAUGGAGGAAUAUGACGUUGCGGUCUGGGCGACGCGCAUUCGGCUGGCUCAGCGCGCGCUGCCCGCGGUGCUCGGAACGCUCGGACUCAACGCCGCGGCUAUCUCCAAGAACAUGGCUGCCUCGUACCCGUUGCUAGCAGGCGCCCUGGCCGGCGGGCACUAUCCGUUUCUCACCACGACCCUCGACGACGUCACAGGAACCGCCGUUCCGGCGUUCGCUACAUGGGAGCUGAUCGUCGCCAAGGCCCUCUACUGGGUCAUUGUCCCCGGGUUCCAGUUCUGGGUCGCCACCUGCUUCCUCGACACAUGGCAGUACUUCUGGCAUCGGGCGAUGCACCUGAACAAGUGGAUGUACACCAACUGGCACGCCCGGCACCACCGGCUCUACGUCCCCUACGCCUACGGCGCGCUCUACAACCACCCCGUCGAGGCGUUCGUGCUCGACACGCUGGGCGCCGGGCUCGCGUACAAGGUGUCGAUGCUGAGCGCGCGCGGGGGCAUGCUGUUCUUCGUGUUCAGCACGGUCAAGACGGUGGACGACCACUGCGGGUACGCGCUGCCGUGGGACCCACUGCAGCAUAUCACGAGCAACAACGCGGCGUACCACGACAUCCACCACCAGAGCUGGGGCAUCAAGUCCAACUUCUCCCAGCCCUUCUUCACCAUCUGGGACCGCCUCCUGGGCACCAUGUGGAAGGGGGAUACCGCGAACAAGUACGAGCGCACGCGCGUGGCCGCGGCGAAGAAGUCGGAGAAGAAGGAGGUGGAGCCUGCUGCGGAGAACGGAAAGGUUGAUGGCAAGGUGAACGGCGAGGCGAAUGGCAAGGUGAAUGGGAAUAGCCGGGCUAAAUAAUUGGAUUCUGGGUUGACCAAGACGAAACCCUUUGGUGACACUUCGCUGGGCGGGUGCGAGAGACUGAAAGGGGCGGGCAGCCACCGAAUCUGUCUUGGGAAGAUACGACAGACGGGGCCUGUUUUGGAUGCAAUUCCGGGAUGGGGUUAACCAACAACAACAAAACGACAUUGGGCAUCAUGGGAGGGAAUUGGAGAGGCGUUUCGUUUGCUUGGCUUCGCUUCAACCACUUACACACACACACCACCCGCCCCCAACCGACCUCUAUCUUCAGGACCGGCCGUUCUUCUUCGCAUUGGCAUAACGGGAAACGAAAACCGGCACACGCAGGCCCAGCCAGC